UCGGGAUACCUCCUCUCUAUUCGUGGAUUACCUUCACAAGUCUCGAGACGAGGGAAGGUUUUCCAUCUUUGCUUUUGUCAAUUGAGUUACUGUCGUGGAAGCCCGGAUAAUUCAAUACGUUAGCACUUCUCAGCCAAGAGGUCAGUUGACUAUUUUCUGCCACCUCGGACGCAUUGCCAACUGUCCCACCUAUUUAUCCUUUGUGAAGACUCUUGAUAAAACAUUCUUUGACAGCUAGAGUUGACGAAAUGACUCCCUCAGCAACAGAAAUUCUGCCUGUUAUGGCAAAGGUGUCAAAAGCCAAUAUUGGGGUGUAUACAAAUCCGGAGCAUAAGUUGUGGGUUGGGGAGGCAGAGCCAUCUGUCGAGAGCGUUGAGAAGGGCGAUUCUCUGAAGCCAGGAGAAGUGACUGUUGGUAUCAAAAGCACCGGUAUUUGCGGAUCAGAUGUACAUUUCUGGCACGCUGGUUGCAUUGGCCCUAUGAUCGUUGAAGGCACGCACAUUCUGGGACACGAAUCUGCAGGAGUCAUCUUAGCAGUCCACCCUUCAGUCGAACAUCUCAAAGUCGGAGAUCGAGUGGCUAUCGAGCCUAACAUCAUCUGCAACGAAUGCGAACCUUGCUUGACAGGCCGAUACAACGGUUGUGAAAAAGUCCUCUUCCUCUCUACUCCUCCGGUCCCUGGACUACUUCGCAGAUAUGUCAAUCACCCCGCCAUUUGGUGCCACAAGAUUGGAGAUAUGUCGUUUGAAGAUGGCGCAUGCUUGGAGCCGCUGAGCGUUUCGUUGGCAGCGAUGCAGAGGUCUGGUGUCAAGCUUGGAGAUCCAGUCUUGAUCUGCGGUGCUGGUCCAAUUGGUCUGAUCACUCUGUUGUGUUGCCAGGCUGCCGGCGCUUGUCCGCUGGUGAUUACAGACAUUGACGAGGGAAGAUUGGAGUUCGCAAAGAAACUAGUUCCAACCGUCACUAUCUUCAAAGUGGAAAGAGAGUCUGCAGAAGCAUCUGCCAAGAGAAUUGUGGAGGCUUUUGGAGAUAUCGAGCCUGCUGUUGCGUUGGAGUGUACUGGAGUGGAAAGCAGUGUAUCUGCUGCAAUUUGGGCAGUGAAGUUCGGAGGAAAGGUAUUCGUGAUUGGAGUCGGGAAGAACGAGAUGACCAUGCCCUUCAUGAGAUUGAGUGUUCGAGAAAUCGACCUACAAUUUCAGUACAGAUACUGCAACACAUGGCCACGGGCAAUUAGACUCGUGCAAAGCGGUAUCAUCGACAUGAAGAAGCUGGUAACACAUCGUUUCCAACUUGAAGACGCUAUCAAGGCCUUCGAGACAGCUGCCAAUCCAAAGACGGGGGCGAUCAAGGUGCAGAUAAAGAGUGAGGAUUGAGGUUGUGCAUAGGAGGCAACAUUAGAGAUGUGUUAAUAGCAUUUAGAAUUGUCAAUAAUGCAAUUGUACUUUCCAGU
Messenger RNA from Mollisia scopiformis, 1447 nucleotides. Its product is annotated as GroES-like protein. Gene Ontology annotation, biological process: D-sorbitol catabolic process. Lineage: Eukaryota; Fungi; Ascomycota; Leotiomycetes; Helotiales; Mollisiaceae. The record is from RefSeq and is a predicted model, not a curated record. Gene Ontology annotation, molecular function: L-iditol 2-dehydrogenase (NAD+) activity. Bases 249 to 1370 code for a protein of 373 amino acids. The transcript is spliced from 2 exons.